UCCCUGCUCAACCAAUUACUGAUCACAUUUCUGAGGCAAAGGUAUAAUUUAUUGCAUAGAGGGGAGGUAUUAAGGCCAUUUGAAGCUUGAGGCCAAAUCUGCUCACAUUUUCUCUUAAAAGUUGCUAAAAUAGAGAAAAUGAUUUAAGAUCAUAACUGAUGAUGACUAACAGCUGAUUGAUUAACAGCAAAAUGAUGAGUAUAUUUAAAAAAAUAGGUAUAAAGUUGUAAAAAAAAAUGUAAAUAAAGUAAAAACAGAGGUGAAAGUGAUGGAUAAAUGUCCGCGUGAGAGUCCAUGUGCCACAGCGCGCUCCGUUCCAGUCCUCCUGCCUCCGCGCUCUCCCUUUGCGCGCCGUGCGCUCACGGGGAGUCCGUUCUCUCGCGCAGUUGCAUCACCUCUCUCUUCAUUUCCUUGUUCUCCCUCCGCUUUUAAAGUCCAUCAUUAGCGGGAUUUACCAGCUGAUACUGCCGAGGGACGAAGCUGGAGGGUUUGAGGCGAUGUGCCUCUGUCUCCGUGUCUGAUUGGAGCGAGAGAAAAUGAUGUCAGACGACCGCAUGCGCUCCGGAUUGGAGAGAGCGGAGUAAACAAAGCCGCGAGGAGGAGAAGGACAGGUCUCCACAUCUCCAGACGGUCCGACCGCGCACACAACUUUACGCAGAAGGGAGGGCGGCCCGGCGGCGCUUGCUCGCUCACUUGCUUGUACGCUGAAGGCUGAAAGUUCUCUGACCGUGUCACGGUAAUUGGUGACGCUCUGUCGAGACUUUUCGAAAAGAUCAAGGGGACCAAGUGCCGGACUGUGCGCAGCUUUAAUAUCUAUUUAGAACUCAACUUUUAGAAAAUAAAUAAGAUCGUUCGCCAACAGUUUUCAGGUUUAUCUCUGCGUGCGCGCAGUCAUGUCACUGAAGUUCAGCAACUGCAGGGAGACGCAUCGGCGAUGUAGUCCGGUGCUGUAAAGAAAGUUCAAGUUUAGCUCCAAUUUUGCGAGUUAGACAGUCUGGAGACCGAACUGCAGAACAGUCAAAGAGCGCGUCAAGACAAAACAUUCGGGACACUUGGAGGUGCGUCUGUGCCACCUCCCGGCCAGGUGUCCCGCCGAGCGGUGCGCAACCUCCAGCUCAGGCCGGCUCUGCUGACAUGCUGCCCAAAGUCGAGACUGAAACCUUGGGACUCUCUCGAUCGUAUGGGGAACAGGGGCACAUGCCAAGGAACAUGCAAGCCCCCCAAUUGAAAAUGAUGGACUACUCUUAUGACGAAGACCUGGACGAGAUGUGCCCCGUGUGUGGAGACAAGGUUUCAGGGUAUCACUACGGACUCUUGACUUGCGAAAGCUGCAAGGGCUUCUUCAAGCGCACCGUCCAGAACAACAAGCGUUACACUUGUAUAGAGAACCAGAGCUGCCAGAUUGACAAGACCCAGAGAAAGCGCUGCCCGUACUGUCGCUUUCAGAAGUGCCUCACGGUCGGCAUGAAACUAGAAGCUGUGCGGGCCGAUCGCAUGCGUGGCGGUCGCAACAAGUUUGGCCCCAUGUACAAACGUGACCGCGCCCUCAAGCAGCAGAAGAAGGCGCUGAUCCGAGCGAACGGCCUGAAGAUCGAGGCCAUGAGCCAGGUGAUGCAGGCCGUGCCCACCGACCUCACCAUCUCCUCGGCCAUUCAGAACAUCCACUCUGCGGCCUCCAAAGGCCUCCCGCUGACCCACCACACUGGCCACCACAGCAGUCACCACCACCAUCACCACCACCACCACCAUCAUCCCACCGCCCUUCCCCCAACAGACUACGACCGAAGCCCGUUUGUCACUUCCCCGGUCAGCAUGGCAAUGCCGCCGCACGCCGGCAGCCUGCAGGGCUAUCAGGCGGCCUACGGACACUUUCAGAGCACGCGCACCAUCAAGUCAGAGUAUCCAGACCCGUACACCAGCUCUCCAGAGUCCAUCAUGGGCUACGCUUACGUUGACGCCUACCAGUCAGGCUCUCCGCCCAGCUUUCCACAUCUGAUCGUAGAGCUGCUAAAGUGUGAGCCGGACGAGCCGCAGGUCCAGGCUAAGAUCCUGGCGUAUCUACAGCAGGAGCAGGCCAGCCGAGGCAAGCACGAGAAGCUCAACACGUUUGGCCUGAUGUGCAAGAUGGCCGACCAAACACUCUUCUCCAUUGUAGAAUGGGCGCGCAGCAGCAUAUUCUUCCGUGAACUCAAGGUGGACGACCAGAUGAAGCUGCUGCAGAACUGUUGGAGCGAGCUCCUCAUUCUUGACCACGUUUUCCGGCAGGUGGUGCAUGCAAAGGAGGGCUCCAUACUGCUAGUGACAGGCCAGCAGGUGGAUUAUGGGGUUAUAGCUUCACAGGCAGGAGCCACCCUCAACAAUCUGUUGAGUCACGCACAAGAGUUAGUUGCAAAACUCCGUUCCCUGCAGCUGGACCAACGGGAGUUUGUUUGCCUCAAGUUUCUGGUCCUCUUCAGCUUGGAUGUAAAGAACCUGGAGAACUUUCACUUGGUAGAAAGCGUCCAGGAGCAGGUGAACGCUGCACUGCUGGACUACGUCAUGUGUAACUACCCGCAGCAAACGGACAAGUUUGGCCAGUUGCUCCUGCGGCUACCAGAGAUCAGAGCCAUCAGCCUGCAGGCCGAAGAAUACCUUUACUACAAACAUCUCAACGGCGACGUGCCCUGCAACAACUUGCUGAUUGAAAUGUUGCACGCUAAAAGAGCUUAAACCCUCAAAUUUCCCUGCAGCUUCAAGGACGUUUGGGGAUUAUUUCCCGCCCAUUUAUCCAACACAACUCUUUCAUCGAACCAAAACUUCAACUCACAUGUGACUAUUAAAAAAUCCUGACUUGGGAGUGUCCUCAUUUUGAUGAACUUGAGGUGCAGAUUUGGAGACUCCUCUUACCUAAAAAAUAAUCAACAAGAAAAGUUGCUCUCAGAAAAAGGGAAUUUUGAAGCAAACUGCAUUGACACAUGAAACAAUCUGCACAGACUAUCAGAUUGCCGUGCUUUAACGCUGAACAAUUAGCAGCUCCAACUUGAAGCACACGGGACUUUCUGUGCUGAGAACGGAAGCCAAAUAACACUGCCCAUCGUUGAGACAGCUUUGUGGGCCAUCUUCAUGUGUGUCGUCCCACUGAAAGUCAGCUGUUGUCGGUACUGUAAAGUCAAACGGACCUGCAGGCAAACAGGCAAGAAACUCUAAACUAUCACGUGUCUGUUUUUCAAACUCCUACAGGAUGUCUGCUGCGACAUCUUCAACCCAUCUGACAUGAAAGGACCUAAAAAAGGUCUUAAAAAAGGACACUUAAUAGAUCAAAAUGCUUAAUAGGCUUGUAUGAAGAGGACAUGUUUUGUGAAUGAAGACAUUUGCUUACCAUGAUCACCUCGUUGUUCCCGUUUGUUAUUCCAGCCUCCUCGUCCGCCGCCUGUAUCGUCUUUAACCACGUACCUCAAAAAGACCAGUGUUAGAUGCAUUUAAUUCACUUCUGGAUCAGAAAAAUGUAUUUAUAUCCCAUUCUUCUCUGCAAAAAACACCUUUGCUUUUUAUUAUCUCAUAACAACUGGAACAAAACUGAGAGUGAGGACAGAGAAGGACGGAUGCUGCCCUUUCUCUGAGAAGACCAAAGCCUGCUGCAGAACAGUGGAAGGAAAUAAUUAAUACCUUAAUAAUCAGUGUUAUAAGAGGAAAAAAAAAUUGUGAUGUCACAGUUAUGUGAGUCUUGCCUUAUUUCAUUGCCAUGCUAGCUAGCAGUGCAGAUGUGAAUGAAAAUAUGUACAAAUAUAAUAUAUAUUAAGUAUUAAUGUUGUAAAAAAUUAAAAAAAAGGUAAUUCUACAGGUGUUUACAUUCAUACGGUCAUAUGGGAGAGAACUGUGAUGAAGCAUUAAUUGCAAAGCAAUGAUUUCUUAAAAAAUAUGAAAUCAAUGACCUGAAGAAAAAAAAUGUUUCUUUUCUUGGGGUUGUGUGUAUUGGGGUUUUUUUCUCUCCUUGUUUAUUUUUUUGAACAGUACAUAAUUUAUGUCGUGAGACACUAAAAUCAAAAAAGGAAUCUCACUUUGAAUAUUAAUUACUGUGUCAGCUGGCAUUUAAACAUUUGUUUUUUGAGCAUUACUGUGUAAGGAUUCUGUGUCACUUAGCAUUUGUUUUGCCUCUUUGUUUUUUUUUCUUUUUUUAUUUACAAUUUUUAAGACUUUUUCAAUGUACAGUAUGUCAAUGGUUGCGCUUAAUAAUGAAGAUAAUUUAUUGCAUUGCUAGGUCUACUUCUUUGUGUUACAUGACAUGAAGUGUCUAUGCCAGAAUAAAUUUGUUUACUGUAGCAUGCUC
This is a messenger RNA of Oryzias melastigma (Indian medaka), 4306 nucleotides long. RefSeq names its product nuclear receptor subfamily 5, group A, member 2 (gene nr5a2). The coding region runs from base 1135 to 2709 and encodes 524 amino acids. Gene Ontology annotation, cellular component: RNA polymerase II transcription regulator complex. NCBI's taxonomy places the organism in Eukaryota, Metazoa, Chordata, Actinopteri, Beloniformes, Adrianichthyidae. The transcript is spliced from 7 exons. Gene Ontology annotation, biological process: regulation of transcription by RNA polymerase II; tissue development; hormone-mediated signaling pathway. Gene Ontology annotation, molecular function: RNA polymerase II cis-regulatory region sequence-specific DNA binding; zinc ion binding; nuclear receptor activity. The record is from RefSeq and is a predicted model, not a curated record.